Molecule: messenger RNA, 3414 nt
Organism: Hyla sarda
Lineage: Eukaryota; Metazoa; Chordata; Amphibia; Anura; Hylidae
Gene: NSG1
Product: neuronal vesicle trafficking associated 1
Exons: 5
Coding region: 257-814 (185 amino acids)
Biological process (GO): clathrin coat assembly; G protein-coupled dopamine receptor signaling pathway; endosomal transport
Cellular component (GO): endosome; membrane
Molecular function (GO): clathrin light chain binding
Source: RefSeq, a predicted model, not a curated record
CAGGGGGCUUCUUUGUGUUGGAUUCAGCAGCAGCCUCUAAGCUGCAAACCCAUGGGUCCAUGCAAAUCUAGCUAUCAGUAAGUGUCAAACCCAGCAGCACCCUGUCUCCAGCUCUGCUCUCCUCUGCAGCUGCCCAACCAAAGACCCUCCAUAAGCAAGGAGUCCCCCACGACUAGUGCCCACCCUACAGAAGACAAAGGUGACCAGCAGGUAUCGCACCUCAUCCUUCCCGUGGGACGCUGAGUGGUUCAACAGAAUGGUGAAGCUGGGCAAUAAUUUUAGUGAAAAGGGGACAAAGCCUCCUAUCUGCGAAGAUGGAUUUGACACCAUCCCAUUGAUGACCCCUCUGGAUGUCAAUCAGCUACAGUUCCCACCCCCAGACAAGGUUGUGGUGAAAACAAAGACUGAGUAUGAACGUGAUCACAAGAAAGGGAAAUUCCGUUCUCCGAAAAUUGCUGAAUUUACAAUCAGUAUCAGUGAAGGAGUAUCUGAAAGAUUCAAGGUCACCGUCCUUGUUCUCUUCGCCUUGGCGUUCCUGGCGUGCGUGGUAUUCCUAGUAGUCUACAAGGUGUACAAGUACGAUCACGCCUGUCCUGAGGGAUUUGUGCUUAAGAGCAAUCGAUGCAUCCCUGCAGCUCUCGACAACUACUACACUGAACAGGAUACCAGCGCCCAAGGGAAGUUCUACACAGUCAUAAAUCACUACAACCUGGCCAAGCAAACCAUCACACGCUCCGUAUCCCCAUGGAUGACUGUUCUGUCAGAAGAGAAGCUCUCCGAACAAGAGACAGAAGCCUCCCAGAAGUCAGCUUAGCUGUACCCAUACAUUGGCUGUCAAUGUCAAGAGAACUCAAAAGGAACUUUAAAAUAAAAAAACAACAAAAAACAUCUAAAAUUAACUGCUCUGCCUCUAUGGCAAUAAAGUGGUUAAGAUUCAUUUAGAAAUUACUUGUAUUUAUGUUUAAGCAAAGCACGCUUCUGUAUAUGGUAUUGCUGUGCAUACAUAACUGUACAGAUCAUAAAUGGAUAUCCAUCAACAGCAAAUCAGACAUAGACAAACGAUUAACUUCCCAACAGCGAAGCUUGCUCAAUAAUUUUUUUUCUUUAUGGUUUUUCGAUUUUAUGUGGAUGAUUUGGUUGGGACAGAGGUGUCCUUAGAUAGAGUAUCAAUUUGUAGGAUAGUUUAGUUGCAACAGAAUAAAAAAAAAAAUUUGUCACAAGUUUAGAUGAAAAAAUUAAACAUGAUUACCGAUAGGACCGUAGCAAUCGUGUGUAGGUCAAGGUUGACUUAAAAAGACAAUCCCAACUGUGUCAAGGUCAUUGUCAACUUCAUAAGAACAGCUCAGUAGUGUAAAGGUUGCCCAACUAAGAUUAUACCAAUUAAGUCUAAGUAAAGGUUAAGGUUGAGUAGGUGAGAACAUACCAUAGCUGACUUUGUACGAUUAUACCAAUUGUUGAUCGAUUAUACCAAUUCUUGAUCAAGGUUGACAAGAUAAGACCAUACCAAUUUUGUCUAGGUCAAAGUUGACUUAAUACGAACACACAAUUGUGUUAAGAGUAAAUGUUGGCAAGCCACGACCAUCUCAGUUAUGUUUAGAUCAACUACAAAUGACCAUCUCAAUUGUGACAAGUUUGACUUGAUAUGACCAUCUCAGUUGUGUUUAGAUCAAUUACAUAUGACCAACUCUAUUAUUAAUAGGUUGGCUAGAUAUGACCUUACAGAUUGUGUGUAGGUUGUCAAGAUAUAACCAAUCCAGUUGGUCAAGAUUGCCUACAUAGGACCAUGCCAAUUGUGUCUAGGUUACGGUUGACUGGAUGCGAUUGUGCCUAUUGUGUUGAGAUCCAGAUUGGCUAAAUAAUAUAAUACCAAUCAUAUCUAGGUCAAGGCUAACUAUCUGAUUGUUUGCUUAAAGUGGAACCUCCUUAUGCUGGCCUCCUCCAGACAAAGUACACUUAUUUUUAGAAACAUAACCAAUGGAUAUUUUUAUUUUGUAUAGAGAUGCAUCACUCUCUAAAUAUUCAUGGCUGCAGGAGUAGGAAUCCCAAUCCUUUAAACAUGGAAGCAGCGACUACAGGUGGCAACACCAUAUACCAUUCAACACGGCUAUAUGCCAACUUCAUUUCUUAUACCUCUGCAGCAAUCCGGUCUAAUGAAGGUCCAAUGUGGCCCGAAACAUCAUAAUUUUUGGGAUUGCAAAUAAAGUUACCUUGAUUAAUUUCAAAAGUGGUGUGCUAAGUUUUAUCUACACAAUGGAUAUUUUUCUUUCUCACAUCUCAAUAAGAGUUAUAACCUAGAAAAUUAAUCCGCCUUAUCAUUUUUGCCAUUAUGUCAGCUCACAGAUCGGUUGGUGACUUAAAAGGAUUUUUUUUCCCCCCAGAAGCAAUAUCUAUUUCUGGGAAAUAACUUGGUAUUGACAUUGAACAAGAGGCUCGAAAGCUCAGUUUAUAGUUAUGGGCAUUUUCGUUUUCACACAUCUUUCCACUUUAUCAAAUGACAGAUAUAGUAGAUGCCAAGUGAGGCUAUGAGUGAAUUGGUCUAAACCUGUCAAUGUAAUCUUUCUUACUGGAUAAUGUUCUGCAUUUGCAAAAAUAAUACACAAAUGCAUACUUGGAAUGUAAAAUUCUGGAUAUUUUUUGGAUGUUUUUAUACUUGAGUUCUGUGAAGUAGCAGGAAAUUUCUUAUGUCAGUUGUGGUUGUAAUUCUAGAUGAUAAAAGCUGUGUUGCUGGUUAUGGUUUCAGUAAAUGAUUUCAAUGAUCAUUAAGAGUUUCGAGACUUCAUGUGUGGAUGAAAGGCAAGAAAUCAAGUGCAAAUAAAAAUGGGCAUCAAAUUUACCAUAGUACUUGGACCCAAUUUUAAAGUAAAAGAUCAUCUUUUAGCAUAAUGUGGUUUUUAGGUUUAUCAUUCCGUACAGAUUCAUUUCUUAAUAUACUGAAAAAGUUCCUUUUUUUUUAAACACGCUUUCUGCCUGCAGCCACGACUGAGGGAGGGAGAGCUUAUUGUAUAUUGUUUUAUUAUGGAGUCUAGAGAUGAGCGAAGUCACAGUGAUUCGAUUUGUCAUGGACUUCUCGGCUCGGCAGUUGAUGACUUAUCCUGCAUAAAUUAGUUCAGCUUUCAGGUGCUCCCGUGGGCUGGAAAAGGUGGAUACAGUCCUAGGAGAGAGUUUUCUAGGACUGUAUCCACAUUUUCCAGCCCACCGGAGCACCUGAACUAAUUUAUGCAGGCUAAAGUCAGCAACCGCCAAGCCAGUUAUAAAAUUAAAUCUUCCCCCUAGUGGCGGCCAUCCAGAAACAUGUUUAUUAUUAAACUUCAUGGCUAAGGAUUUAGAAGUUGGCAAAAAAAAUGUUUUUGACCAAUAUACAGAUAGUUGAAGAAAUUGGCGCAGACACUUGUACCCAUUGUAGUUAAAACAAAA